GAAGCAGUGAGUUUUGGGGCUCCAGAAGGAAAGGCAGAGAAGCCAAAAGUUGAUCAACCCUGUGUUCCCCCACAGGACAUUGAGUGGGAGCUUCUGGGUGCUGCUUGCACGAGAGAUGGAUGAGUGCUCUUUGGAACUCUGUUUCUGGUGUGGGUUUUGAAGAUCCAGAACUUCUAGUAAGAAUUCAAAGAGGUGGUUGUGCUUCUGUGAUGGCUGUGGAUUCAAUAUCUUUCGGGAGAUUCGCGUCGGAGUCGUUGGCUUGGGAGAAAUGGUCGUCUUUCUCUCACAACAGAUACAUGGAGGAGGUGGAGAAGUACUCUGUUCCCGGAUCUGUUGCUCAGAAGAAAGCCUAUUUUGAGGCUUAUUACAAGCGCAAGCGUUCUCAAAUUGCCGCGGAAUCGGUUGAUACGGAAGGGGCGCAAUCUGGUCCAGAUGAUAAUGUUGAGAACUGCGAUUCUGAAUGCAGGACCCGUGGCGGUUGGCAUAUUCAAGACUCUGAAAAUGCUUCUGUGCACAAAGCAGAGCACGCUCAGGGGUCAUUGGUGAAAGUGGAUAUCAGUGAAGGCGGUAACCAAUCUGUUUCCUGCAACGAAUUGAAGGAAGCAACGGUUGUUGGGGUUGAUGGAGAAGUCGCAAAUGGUGAAAAGGGGGACGAUAUUGCAGCCUCGAAAACAUCUCCUGAGGAGAGCGAGAAUCAACCUGCCGAUAUGGAGCUUCAGAUAUCAGGAAAGGUUCCCCUGAAGCACCAGGAGAGCUACGACUUCAAUAAGGAUAAACCAGUUGCAGAUCCACCAAAGAAGAAGAGUCCUAAUGCAUCUCCUCAAAGGCCACAAAUUAAUGGAAUUGUUGGUAGGCCAAAGAAGACAAAUGCUUCUCCUGCAAGGCCUUCACAGUCACCUGUUGCAUUGUCCAAGAAGGAGAACGACGCUAUUCGAAAUGGCAACUGCUUCGCUUCGUGCACACCUAAUAUCAGAAAUAAAGCAACGCCAAGAAACAAGAAAAUCGGUACUGAAGUGCCAUCUGUGAGAGACAAAACAACACCUUCAAAAAGAUUAGACAUGUCGUUAAGCUUGUCAUCAGGUCAAGCUUGUGAAGCCACUCCUCCAUGCAACAGAAGUUCUGAAACCUCUGAUAAAAUUGGCAAAGUAAAAGGCGGGAGUACUUACUCCGUGACACCUGAUCAAUCCAGCUUGAGUGAGCCAAGCCGUCCAUCAGCCAAGGAAUCUAUAAACACCAGCCCAACAAGCUUUGCCACAAAAAUGAAUCGUUUGGAAAGCAGAAGCCCACUGAAGUACUCGUGUUUGAGUGGAAUUAGAAUGAGCUGCAAGAAUUGGUCAUCAUCUUUCAGACUCAGGACCGAGGAAAGAGCAGAAAAGCGUAAAGAGUUUUUCUCGAAGCUUCAAGAGAGAGCUAAGGCUGAGGAGGCUGAGAAACUGGAGAAUCAAAAUAAGAAAAAGGUCGCACCAUCUCAUGCUCUAAGAUUCAAGCUGGGAAAAAAGAAUGAAGCUACUGCUGUUGAGGAUGCAAAAUCUUGCAUACAUUCCACAGCUUCCAUCAGGGGCUGCUAUGCCAAGUUCACCCGUAAGCUGCAAUAACCAGCACGUUGUAGAUUUUCAUGUCACCUGCCAACUCAUUUUUCAUCUACAUGGAUUAUGUCUGCAAAUUAACUCCGAAGAAGCCUAAAAGCGUGCAGUUCAUUUCAUUGUACACAUCAGGAUUCAUCCGCCCAUCAUUUCCAUCACUGUAGCAAAAUGGAACCUCGUUUGCUGGGCAUAGUAAAAUUCUUUUAUUUUAUCAUGACCUACUUUUGUACAUCCGCCUACUUUUGAACCAUUUUUGUUCUUUUCAAGCUUGAUGCUUGGGUUCUGUACUGUAUUUUUCCGUGUACCGUUCUUUCAUUUCAGGAAUCAUGGUGAUAGUUUGAGCA
Messenger RNA from Nymphaea colorata (pocket water lily), 1927 nucleotides. Its product is annotated as protein WVD2-like 7. Lineage: Eukaryota; Viridiplantae; Streptophyta; Magnoliopsida; Nymphaeales; Nymphaeaceae. The record is from RefSeq and is a predicted model, not a curated record. The transcript has 8 exons. Bases 120 to 1595 code for a protein of 491 amino acids.